This is a messenger RNA of Rhopilema esculentum, 1296 nucleotides long. The record is from RefSeq and is a predicted model, not a curated record. NCBI's taxonomy places the organism in Eukaryota, Metazoa, Cnidaria, Scyphozoa, Rhizostomeae, Rhizostomatidae.
CCAGCUCCGGCACAAAAGCUGACACCGGCACAAGUUACGAGCAGAAACACCAACACAAGCACCAGCAUAAACACCAGCAACAGCACUUACAAACUAACCAGAACCAGUACCAGAACUAGCAUAAGCACAGGCACCAGCACCAGCACAGGCACCAGCACAGGCACCAGCUCUAGCACCAGAACUAGCACCAGCAGAAACACCAGCAGAAGCACCAGCACCAGAACCAACAUAAGCACCAGCACCAGCACCAGUACAAGCAACAGCAUAAGCACCAGCACAAAAACUGGCAAAAGCACAGACACCAGCUCCACCAACAGCAACAGCACUGGCACCAGCAGCAACACUAGCACUAGUAAAAGAACCAGCACAAGCAUCGGCACAAGAGCCGGCAUUGGCAUAAGUACCAGCACAAACAUCGGCACAAGACACGGCAUUGGCACGAGCAACAGCACAAGCACAAGCACCAACACAAGCACCAGCACAAGCACAGGCACCAACACAAGCACUAGCACAAGCACCAGCACCAGAAGCAGCACCAUUACCAGACGCAGCGCCAGCACCAGCACUAGCACCAGCAGUAGCACCAGCACCAGAACCAACAUAAGUACCAGCACCAGCAUCACAACAAGCAACAUCUUAAGCACCAGCAUAAACACAAGCACAAGCAACAGCACCAGAAACACCAUCAGCACCAGCACAGACACCAGCACUAGCACCAACACAAGAACCGGCACAAGCACCAGCACCAGCACUGGCAGAAACACAAGAUCAAUAAACAGCACAAGUGCCCGUGCAAUAGUUGGCACCAGCACCAGAACCAGCACCAGCACUAGCAACAGCACCAGCACCAUCACAAGCACCAACACUAGCACUAGUAAAAGAACCAGCACAAGCAUUGGCACAAGAGCCGGCAUUGGCUUGAGCACCAGUACAAGCAUCGGCACACGACACGGCAUAGGCAGAGCAACAGGACAAGAACCAACACCAAUACAAGCACCAGCACCAACACAAGCAUCAGCACAAGCAUCAACACUAGCACCAGAAGCAGCACCAGCACCAGAAGAAGCACCAGCACCAGCAGAGGCACCAUCUCCAGAAACAGCAGAUGCACCAUCACCAGCACUAGCUCCAGCACCAGCACCAGCACCAGCAGCAGCACAAGCACCAGCAAUAGCCUAGUAAAAGCACCAGCAUCAUCAGAAAAACUGGCACCAGCACUAGCACCAGCACAAGCACAAGCACCGGCACAAGCACGAGCACCAGCUCCAGCACCAGCACUGGCCCAAGCACCAGCUC